CACAGUUUGCAGUUGGAGCAGGACAGGAAGGAGCCACGCUCACUCACUCCAGAGACAUUGAACCUCUGAUGCUCCGAACCUGCAGCAGGAGAGGAAGACACCCUGAAACACUGCCCAGCUUGCAGUCAAAGCGCCCUGCCAUGCCAGCUGCCGUCUGCAGGCGGGAUGGCAGAAGGAGUCGGAGCUUUUCUCGCCCUGCUGGUUUCCUCAGUGGGCAGUUAAUUGUCACCUGAAGGCAGCAAUAAGCGGCAGUUGAGCGCAGCAGCUGGUGGAUGUUGCACCAUGGAGAUAAAGAGAGGACUUCGAGCCAUGCUGAUGGUGAUAUGGAUCUUUCCAGGUGACACCAGGAAGGUGGAGAUGCCCAGCAGGGAGAUUGAGGUGGUGAAAGGCCAGAUGGUGGUCUUACAGGCCUGGUACAGCCCCAGCUCAGAUAUCUCCCAGAAUACAGUCAUUUGGCACUUUACAGGGAAUGACUCCAAGCAGGUAAUUAACUUUAGCUCAGGUAAAGUCGGACAUGGACAAAACGAGUUCACCAACAGAGUAGGCUUCAGCGUGACCAUGCCUUCAGCCAACCUCUCCAUCUACAUCAACAACACCCAGGAAACCGACUCCGGCCUGUACUUCUGCCACGUCAUUGUCCCCGGAGGUCACGGCAUUUCUGGAGAGCUGCGGCUGAACGUCAAAGUCCCUCCCUCGCCACCUCUCUGCAGCAUGAUGGGAAACCCGGUGGUGAAAGGCAACGUGACACUAAGCUGCAAGUCCAGCCAGGGAAAACCCGCCCCUCAGUACAAAUGGACCAGAGCCGCGCCCUCAUCCGAGGUCUUUUUUUCCCCAAUGCAAAAAUGGAGAGCCUGCCCCCAGCCCAUGCUUGUCCUUGGGUUCAUGGAUGAGAGACACGGCACCCUCAGGCUCAGCAACCUCACCAAAGGCAUGUCAGGGAAAUACAUCUGCAGAGCCAGCAACACGGCCGGCACUGACAGCUGCUCCAUUAACCUGGAGGUUAUCACCCCUUCCAAUGCUGGAAUGAUCGCUGCAGCGACCCUGGGGUCUGUGGUGGGACUGGUAGCCAUGAUGCUUAUCCUCGUAUUCAUACUAAAGAGGAGACAGGACUCGGAGGAGGAGAUGGCCAAUGAGAUCAAGGAGGAUGCUCAGGCACCAAAGAGGGUUUCAUGGGCAAAGAGUAACACAGGCUCAGACAUUGUGUCAAAAAACGGCACCCUGUCCUCUGUCACCACCAGCCCCCGAUCGCAGGAUCCGCCCAAAUUCCCAUACCCAUACUCUCCCGUUUCGGCAUCAGACACAGGCUCGGUGAUCAACGCCUACCAGCUACGACCCGGGACGGCCUGCAGCCUGCAGGGGCUUCCUGGAUACAAUAUUGGAGGCACUCCUAUACGCAAAAACAAGCGACCCCCCUGUGCAAACGGAGGGCCCCCACAGAUCCUCAGAAGCCCUGCGGUCGGCAUCCCGCUAAAAAGGACUGAAGGGCCUCAGCCUCAGGUUCCCCCUCCAGUUACUGUGUCCCCACAGAUCAGCUCCUCCACUCUGACACGCAUGGGGGCCGUAGCCGUCAUGGUGCCUGCUCAGAGCCAAGCCGGCUCCCUGGUGUAGCUCCGUACAGGACAGACGGAGAGGAUGCCUUCAGGUGGAGAACAUUUCCCCAUGAUGUGAGCAGCUGUCCAAGUGGAAAAUAUCUGAUGAGAGACUCGUUUGCAAAAACUCUCCUUCCAGGUUGUUGAAGAAAUCAAACUCAGUGCAGCAUUCCUUAUUUCUCUUCUACAUUUGUUUUGUUUUUUUUUAUGUAUCAUUCACACCCACAACAGAGAAAUAUAUUUUUAUUUUUACACGCCUCAGAGCAUUUCCUUAUAUAGAAUAAGCUUGUUUUAAUAUAACAGUUACACAGUGAGAAGUCCCAUAAGCUAAAUGCUUUUUGCUAUUACUGGAAACUAUGCUUUGUCUACAUUUCUAAUGUUUGUAUAAUAACCCAAUAACGGACAUGCUGAUGUCCAAUUUACUGCCUAUGUAGGAAAUAGUCUUCAGUCAUAUUUGCCAGGAUUUUGUUCUAAACAAAAUAACUCAGUUUAGAUGCAGAUAUUUUACUUUCCUUAACUUGUUCAUUUUGUUCAAAUCUUUUAAACUGUUGCAGAAAUAUCAGUAUGAUUAUGGUGUGUACUGAGCAUUCAUAUAAAGAGUAUUUUGCCAGUUACAGUAGCUUGAAUGUAAACUGAAUAUUGAGUGUAAUAUUGAUGGUUCAUAAUUGUUAAGGUGCUUGAUUUUCAUCAGUUACUGCAGACAUUUAGGUAAAUUGAACUGAUUUAACAAGAAAACAGCUCAGCAGAUUUAUUCUGUUCUAAUGCUAGUUAUUCUUGUAAACUCUGGAAAUAACAUGGCUGUGGUUGAUGCUUUUAAAGAGUUUCAUGUGUUAUUUUACAUGCUGUUCUCAUUGCCCACAUUUACUUUUUUAAAUAAAGUAUUCUGGAGUCGUUGCCCACUAA
Cyprinodon tularosa is the source of this 2492-nucleotide messenger RNA. It is a transcript of the gene esamb, whose product is annotated as endothelial cell adhesion molecule b. NCBI's taxonomy places the organism in Eukaryota, Metazoa, Chordata, Actinopteri, Cyprinodontiformes, Cyprinodontidae. Gene Ontology annotation, biological process: homophilic cell-cell adhesion. Gene Ontology annotation, cellular component: plasma membrane; adherens junction. The coding region runs from base 283 to 1608 and encodes 441 amino acids. The record is from RefSeq and is a predicted model, not a curated record. Gene Ontology annotation, molecular function: cell-cell adhesion mediator activity. The transcript has 8 exons.